Nematostella vectensis (starlet sea anemone) is the source of this 2417-nucleotide messenger RNA. RefSeq lists its product as uncharacterized. Gene Ontology annotation, cellular component: membrane. Gene Ontology annotation, molecular function: G protein-coupled receptor activity. Lineage: Eukaryota; Metazoa; Cnidaria; Anthozoa; Actiniaria; Edwardsiidae. Gene Ontology annotation, biological process: G protein-coupled receptor signaling pathway. The coding region runs from base 678 to 1637 and encodes 319 amino acids. The record is from RefSeq and is a predicted model, not a curated record. The transcript has a single exon.
CCCCCACCCUUCCACGGGACCAUGGGGUUGGGGGUUUCAAUGACAAAGAUUAUAUUAUGUAAAACCAUAUAUAAGCAUAAAUCAAACAGAAAGGACGAAAUUAUUAUUUUUAACCCUUUGAAGUUCCUUUUUGAGAGAAGCAACCACCAUUUUCCUGGUUCUAAAAGAAGUGUUUAGGCUGCACACAGAUAAAAUAUGAUGAUGUGACUUAGAGUAAUCAAUCCAAAUACCCAAUUACUAGUGUUGGCAGAGUCGAGUUCAAUUUCUUGGUGAACCUGACUCACAGAGUAAUGUCAGUCUUAUUGGGAUCAAUACAUACUUCGGUUGAGUCACUUAUUGAACUUCGUACAGCGUACAGGAGUUCUGGAAUCUUGUCGAAUUGUGUUCCGAAUUUCAUACGGCGUUUGCUCUUUUCCGAUAUUGCCAGUGAAGUUUGCUUAAAAAGAUUAGUCGAGAGAUAUAUAAGUUGCCUUAACACGCUCAAAUUUGGCAAUGUGAGUGAUAAUUACGGCCGUUCUUUGUUAGAUUCCAUGCCUCAUUUCACCAAUCUGUCGGGGAUAUUUGAUCCGGUAAAUACUCUUUAGUGUCGGUCUACCUGAUAAACGCAAUAGACCGUAGACGCAAUAUUAAAAAUUACCCAGAAGACCCUGGGGAUUUGGGGGGCGUCGGAGGUAAAAAUGGCGAACAACACAACAGCGUAUGACACCGAUUGGAGCACAUUCGUACACGUAUUCUUCUUCCAUGCGGCCUUCCAGUUCCUUAUUGCAAUCCCCAUUAUUCUCGUAAAUGGUUUCGCUAUCUACGUGAUUCACAAAGACCCCAUCAAAUGCUUUCGUACUCCCCUCACGACUUUCAUCUCCGGAAUUCUUGGAGCAGACUGUCUCAUCGGAGUGGCCUUGCUGUUUGGCAUCAUGUCAUACUUCGUUGAUCUCUCUCAUUUCGCGACUUUACUGCCUAUUAUCAGCAUCAGCAUCAGCCUUUGCAUUAUGGUGGCGUUAGCAGUCGCUCAGCUUCUUGCCAUCGGGUGGACCGCCAAGUACGAACGCUACCUAUCAAGACGAAAAGCCAUCCUUGGCAUAGUCGCGAUCUACGUCUAUAACAUCCUUUUAUUUCCCCAACUUAUUCACCUCGGUUUCUGGUGGUUUGUUGUCAUUGAUAUUUUGCUGCAUGUCGCAUUUCUGACUCUGGUGUUGGUUGUAGUCUACAUCGUUACCUAUGUUGUCUUCAAAAAGGCAAUGCAGAAACAUCAAGAAAGCCAAAUGAGGGAGGAUGAGCAAGAGAAUACCAAAAACGAGGCCCUGGAGAAAGAGUUCCUGAAGACCACAUUCAUCAUGACUACCACGCUGAUUGUUUUUACCUUCCCAUUUGCAAUAACAGUAUUGUACUGGUUGCUAAACAGCAGCUACAACAUUUACCAUUUCUCUGCACUGCUGUUUACCACUGACCUGUUCUAUGUCAAGUUUCUUCUGGAUGCGUUCAUCCUGCUCUGGCGGAUGCCUAAGUACCGGCAUGCCGUGAAACUAGUGUGGACUCGCUGCUGUUGUUGCCAGUGCUGUGUUAGUUGCUGUGGCGAGGAGCAUGAAAUGGUGGCAACCUAUAAUGUGGACAACACUCACAUUGACAUGACAGUGGCUUAAGUGGAACAUAUUGAAUUCUUUUGUUAGGAUAGGACUUGUGGUGUCUUCAGGUUUGAAGCCUUUUAAUAUACUAUAAUGAGGCUUAAAUACAAAGGUAAUGGCUGCAUCGCGCAAGCAAUAUUAACCGCUGACCACCGGAUGUAAAGUUGCCGGAAGAAGACUAUUACAGAACUAUAAUGAGCUUGUUGGAGUUCAUAUUCUUUGAUAGUUGGAACUGUAGUUAACAGAAGGUGUUGAACGAGCAUCUAUCUUCCCUGCUAAAUUUAGUGUUGUCAUAAGUGGUUUAAUUGCCUGCCUCCUCCUUCCAUGGUGUUUUAGCUUUUCAUGAUAACACAAGGAUUCGUCUAGCAUGGUUUAACUUUUAUCAGGAAUUUUUUAGUUUAUAAGAUAAUUGAUAAGAAAUGGUUUUGGCAAGCAUUGGCAAUUAUGUAAGCACUGCAUUUAAUAAAAAGAGCAUUGUAUUAAGGCAUAUUUUGACUGUUUUAUAGUUGUAAUUUUUUAAUUUGAUAAUUUGCAUUUUUUUUUUUAUUCCUGUAGCGACACAGUCAUUUGCAAUGCACUAUUAUUACACAGCUGGUCAGCAAACUAAGUUUUUUUUUUACAUUGAAUAUUGCAGUUUAUGAAACAAACAGUUAGAUAUGAUAUGCCAACUUGGCUAAUAGAGCCUUCUAAAGAAUGCAAAAUAGCUCAGGAAUUGUAUAUAGGAUACAGACAGAGAGGCUUGUAUCUUUCAAUGUACAUAUAAUAAAUUGUAGAUGGUAAAUAUAGAGGUUAAUCAUU